AUGGUCAAAAUUGAUGGUAUCACACUUCUUUUUCUGACAAUUGCUGCAAAUGCUGCAGUGAGCCCAACAUCUCUCAGCUCUGAUAUCUCCGUCAUUAUCCAUAAUGACUUGCAAGAAAGUGAAAGCCCUUUUUCUGAUUCGGGGAUUUUGGUUCUUGGGGCCAGGACAUGGCGAGAAGCCACAGAAAGCUGCAUCAAACUAGGAGAAAGUGUCUGGGGAAGUGGAUCUAGCAUCAAAAAGAUCCAGAGGGACUUAGAUUAUCUUGUAUACCAAGGCAGAUACGCCCAAACUCAGCGCUUUUGGACUGCUUCCGACAAUCGCAAGCCAUCAACUAUAAAUGCAAAUGGCCAGAUCAAGUCUGUUUCUAUAAAUGAGAAGUUGCCUGUCAUCUGCACACAGACUGCCCCUUACUCCAAUAUCACGUUCCAGGACACAAGUUCGAAGUGGCAAGUGACUGUCAAAUCUAAUAAUGAAUAUCUCACCGGGUUCCGUGAUAGAUUCAGCUUCCGCUUUCUGGGGGUCCGUUACGCCAAACAGCCUCAACGAUGGGAAUACUCUAAAGUAUACAAAGGAAGCGGCAAAAAAAUUCCAGCGCUCGACUAUGGCUCUGAAUGUAUACAAGGCACAAGUGGCUCAGAGGAUUGCUUAUUCCUAAAUAUAUGGACCCCUUAUAUUCCUCAGCCGAAAAAGACCCCAAAUAAGAACCUCAAGCCAGUGAUGUUCUGGAUUCACGGUGGAGCCUUCACAGGGGGCACUUCCAGCGACCCGACGUUCGAUGGCAGCAAUCUAGCCUCGCGAGGCGAUGUGGUUGUGGUUGCAAUCAACUACCGCUUGGGAACUCUUGGAUUCCUUGCGCUGGACGAUGGAGAAACGAACGGAAACUACGGACUGGCAGACCAGACCACAGCGCUUGAAUGGGUUCGUCAAAAUAUCAAGGACUUCGGUGGUGACCCAGACAGAGUAACUAUUUUCGGACAAUCAGCUGGUGCGGGCUCCGUACGCGCGCUUCUCGCAUCUUCCAAAGCCCGUGGUUACUUUGCCAGUGCGAUCAUGCUGAGCAAUCUUGGAGGCUUGGGUUACGGCACGACCUACUCAAAGUACUAUACUAUCGCGGAGGAGAUGGCAGUUGUGGGGAAUGUGAUUCUCAGCGAAACAAAUUGCACGCAAGCUACUUCGCCAAUCGAGUGUCUUAGAGCAUUGCCCGCAACAACAAUUUCCAGCCUCGCAGAUACGGCCCGGUAUCUCGUCGUGGACGGUGUCUACCUCGAACACGCGGAGCUGAAUCUGGCCAACCCAGCAUCUACAUCCAACGUCCCACUCAUGAUCGGCACAAUGCGAGACGACGGCGCCGCCAUGAUCGGCUAUCCCUCAGCAGAAGAAACAAUUCAAACAUUCCUUGCUCAAAACGGCGUCCCCGAUUCAAUUGCACCAAGCCAGCUGUUCCCCGUCCCUUCAACUGCCAACGCUACCCUCGAUAUUUUCAACACCUCAGCCCGGAUAGCAACAGACGGCAUAUUCCGCUGUAUUGACGAGGCAACCGCUCAAGCAGGGUCGACAAAUCACAUCUUCCCUGACAUCUUCUACUAUGAGUUCAACCGCUCGUAUCAACUGCCCGGCUGGUCGCCCAAUUUCCCGGUGUGCAACGCGCCCAUCACAGAAACCUUCCCAAAUGGCGAUCCCAGCAAGGAAUACUUCAAAUGCCACUCCGGGGAGCUGGGCUACGUGUUUGGAACUUUUCUUCGCCAGGGCUUACCGUACCGGGAUGAAUUCGACCUGCCAUUUGGACAAUACGUGCUGGAUUCUUGGGCGAGUUUUGCAAGAAGCGCCAGGCCUACGCCUGACUCUGGAUUCUUAAAAGCGAGAGGGUAUGUUAAUACGAGCCGAGAGAUUGAAUUGAAUGGCUCAUGGGAGUCAUUUGGAAAGAAUGGCCAGAUGAGACUGCUUCAGUGGCCUUCUAGGAUGGAGAAUUUGGCGGAGCUGGAACAAUGUCGGGCUCUGGGUCUGGGAUUGAAUUAUUUUGUCUCUUGA
This is a messenger RNA of Penicillium soppii, 2028 nucleotides long. Its product is annotated as putative carboxylesterase. Gene Ontology annotation, molecular function: cholinesterase activity. The transcript is spliced from 3 exons. Lineage: Eukaryota; Fungi; Ascomycota; Eurotiomycetes; Eurotiales; Aspergillaceae. The record is from RefSeq and is a predicted model, not a curated record. Bases 1 to 2028 code for a protein of 675 amino acids.